CCAACAAGCUGAACAGUAAUCACAACCCUCCCUCCCUCCCUCUCUCUCUCUCUCUCUCUCUCUUCCUUCCCCAUUUUCGUAAUCGUCAUCAUCACGCUCCAUGCUCUGGCGCUCCAACUUCUCCCUUCUCAGCCCUUGAUUUCGACCAUCGAUGAACCGUUUCUUCUACGAAUCUAGGGCUUCCACCGUCAAUCUUGACCCUUUCUUGUUCGCCGCCGUCGUCGACAAUGUCUUCGAGGAUCGACCACCACCAUCUCCCUAUAAACGGACAGAUUUUGCCCCAGCCUUGUUCCCAUCUGGUCGAUUUUCGCUCCCGGAACGGGGCCAACCCUUUCCGGGCCCUACAGGACUGCCUCCGGGUCAAACCGCCCGGUGGCCACGCCUCGAUCCGGCGGGAACCCAACGAGGUGCCGCGAUGCGGCAUGUGCGGGGAAUCGGGCGGUCUCACGCGCCUCUACGCGUGCGUGGCUUGCGCCGCCGUACACUGCCACGCGCCUCCCGGCACUUCCCACGCGGCGGUGCACGGAGAGUCGAUGUCUCCGGGCCACGAGAUCGCCGUGGACGUCGAUCGCGCAGAGCUCUUCUGCUGUGCUUGCCGCGAUCAGGUCUACGAUCGGGACUUCGACGCGGCGGUCGUUCUGGCCCAGACGGCCGCGUCGACUCUCCAUGCACCGUCAUCCAUCGUCCGAUCCCCUCACCCCGAAAACCUUCGAAAGCGGCGUAGAGUUGAUUACCGGCCGUGGACACCAGAUCCGAGAGAACGAGUCUUGAUGGGAAGCUGUUCAAGUCCGUUAAACGCCACCGUCUUGGAUUCUUGUUCUAGAGAUUUUCCCGCGGGAUUGCGCGGAUUGAACAAUCUUGGAAACACCUGUUUCAUGAACAGUGUAUUACAAGCGUUGCUUCACACGCCGCCGCUGAGGAACUAUUUCCUCAGCGAUCGGCACAACCGAUAUUACUGCCAGAAGAAGAGCACUGUGGUGAAUAAUGGCAGUAAGAGCAAUGCUGGUAACCCUACUGACUCGCGGAUUUGUUUGGCCUGCGAUAUGGAUGCGAUGUUUUCGGCCGUCUUUUCAGGGGAUCGGACACCUUAUAGCCCUGCUAAGUUUUUGUACAGCUGGUGGCAACAUGCAGCAAAUCUGGCAAGUUACGAGCAACAAGAUGCUCAUGAAUUUUUCAUUUCUAUGCUGGAUGGAAUCCAUGAAAAAGUUGAGAAGGAUAGGCGCAAGACGCAGAGUCAAGGUAAUGGAGACUGUUGUGUUGCCCAUAGAGUAUUUUCUGGUAUCCUGCGAUCUGACGUGAUGUGUAUGGCUUGUGGUUUCACAUCUACAACAUAUGAUCCAUGUGUAGACAUAUCACUGGACCUGGAACCAAACCAAGGGGGAUCUGCAAAGAUGGUGUCCACAAAGUCUAAUCAUUCUUGCAAUGGCGAGGCAGAUCACAUGAAUUUGAGUCAAAACUGUGGAACAUCCACUCUGAUGGGAUGCUUGGACCGUUUUACAAGACCUGAGAGAUUGGGGUCUGAACAGAAAUUUUUUUGCCAACAGUGUCAGGUGAGGCAGGAGUCUCUUAAGCAAAUGUCCAUCAGAAAGCUUCCACUGGUUUCUUGCUUCCACAUCAAAAGAUUUGAGCAUUCUUCAAUACGGAAAAUGUCAAGGAAGGUUGACAGAUAUUUGCAAUUCCCAUUCUCCUUGGAUAUGGCACCCUAUCUAUCAUCUUCUAUUCUGAGGAGCCGAUUUGGGAAUAGAUAUUUCCCAUUUGAUGGGGAUGAGCCUGAUGCUUCAAAUAAGUUGUCAUCAGAGUUCGAGUUGUUUGCUGUUGUCACUCACACAGGUAAAUUAGAUGCUGGCCAUUAUGUGACUUACUUGCGACUAAGCAACCAAUGGUAUAAGUGUGAUGAUGCUUGGGUCACUGAAGUAAAUGAGAGCAUCGUGAGGGCUGCACAAGGAUACAUGAUGUUCUAUGUACAGAAGGUGCUAUAUUACAAGGCAAGUGAGAAACGGGUUGUUCCAUGACAUGGUGAUAGAAGAAUUGGUUAACUUUGUUAAUUGCACAAAAAGGGAAAUUGACGGAAUCAUUUGAAGUCAUGGUUGAUACUUGAUUGUACAUCAAAGAAUGCCAUGGCUAGUUUUGUAUGCCAUGAUAAACAAAAACAAAGAACAGAAAGUCAUUAGAGUUGCUUGUCUCUGGUAAAAUCACCAAGAGCAGAGCAGCUCCCUUCUUCUCUCUCUUGAGGACAUUUUUGAGAGGUAACUUUUAAAUCCUCAGUUUGAGCAUUAAGCCGGAAUUUUUGAGGCAGUGUGGCAUUUGGGAAGGAUUAAUUUAUAGAGGUGUUGAUUUCUUUUUAAAUGAUUUCUGAUAUUUAACUCUUUGGUGUUGGUGGGUUAUUUUUUUUUUUUUUUCCCCUUUGUCAUGGAUUAUGGCAGAAGUAGCAAUACUUAGAAGGAAUGGUAUUCCAUUGUACUAAUCUUCUUACAUGAAGUAUUAUAAUGGCCAGAAUCCAAUUUAGAGGUCUC
Molecule: messenger RNA, 2513 nt
Organism: Carya illinoinensis
Lineage: Eukaryota; Viridiplantae; Streptophyta; Magnoliopsida; Fagales; Juglandaceae
Product: ubiquitin C-terminal hydrolase 22-like
Exons: 3
Coding region: 228-2012 (594 amino acids)
Biological process (GO): protein deubiquitination
Molecular function (GO): cysteine-type deubiquitinase activity; zinc ion binding
Source: RefSeq, a predicted model, not a curated record